Molecule: messenger RNA, 3318 nt
Organism: Dryobates pubescens (Downy woodpecker)
Lineage: Eukaryota; Metazoa; Chordata; Aves; Piciformes; Picidae
Gene: UBA1
Product: ubiquitin like modifier activating enzyme 1
Exons: 26
Coding region: 98-3253 (1051 amino acids)
Biological process (GO): protein sumoylation
Cellular component (GO): cytoplasm; SUMO activating enzyme complex
Molecular function (GO): SUMO activating enzyme activity
Source: RefSeq, a predicted model, not a curated record
GGGAGGCGGGGGGCCAGAGGCCGCCGCCGCCAUCUUGUCGCGGAGGAGCCGAGCGGAGCGGGCGGGACCCGGCGGCGGGGCCUGGACAGCAUCAUUGAUGUCCAGCUCCCCGCUGUCCAAGAAGCGCCGCGUCUCCGGCUCCGAGGCCCCCACCGGCUGCAGCCCUGCCCCUGCCCCUGCCAGCUGCCCAGCUGCUACCCCCACCAACGGCAUGGCGCGGAACGGGGCCGAGGCCGAGAUCGACGAAGGGCUGUACUCACGGCAGCUGUACGUGCUGGGCCACGAGGCCAUGCGGCGCAUGCAGAGCUGCAGCGUGCUGCUCUCCGGCCUGCGGGGGCUGGGGCUGGAGGUGGCCAAGAACCUGGUGCUGGGGGGGGUCAAGUCGGUGACCCUGCACGACCCCCACCCUGCCGACUGGUCUGACCUGGCCUCCCAGUUCUACCUGCGGGAGGAGGACGUGGGGCGGAACCGCGCGGAGGCCUCGCUGCCCAGGCUGGCCGAGCUCAAUGCCUACGUGGGGGUCAGCAGCUGCACCCAGCCCCUCAGCCAGGAGCUGCUGGCAGCCUUCCAGGUGGUGGUGUUGACCAACUCCCCCCUGGAGGAGCAGCUGUGGGUGGGAGACUUCUGCCACAGCCAUGGCAUCAAGCUGGUGGUGGCUGACACCCGUGGGCUCUUCGGCCAGCUGUUCUGUGACUUCGGGGAGGACAUGGUGGUGACCGAUGCCAACGGGGAGCAGCCCCUCAGUGCCAUGGUCUCCAUGAUCACCAAGGGGUGCCCGGGGGAGGUGACCUGCCUGGACGACGCCCGGCACGGCUUCGAGAGCGGAGACUUCGUCGUCUUCAGCGAGGUGCAGGGCAUGGAGCAGCUCAACUCCUGCGGCCCCCUGCAGAUCAGCGUCCUGGGCCCCUACACCUUCAGCAUCGGCGACACCAGCAGCUACGGAGACUACGUGCGGGGGGGGAUCGUCACCCAGGUCAAGAUGCCCAAGCACGUCCAGUUCAAGCCCCUGCGGGCGGCGCUGGCGGAGCCGCAGCUGCUGCUGACCGACUACGGCAAGGCCGAGAGGGCUGCGGUGCUGCACUGGGCCUGGCAGGGGCUGCACCGCUUCGAGAGCAGGGAGCAGCGCAGGGCACGGCCCCGCAACCAGGCGGACGCGGCCGAGGUGCUGGCCCUGACGCGGGAGCUGGCGCCGGGGGUGGCGCUGGAGGAGGAGGUGGUGAAGGAGUUGGCCUGGCAGAGCCGCGGGGACCUGGCGCCCAUCAACGCCUUCAUCGGGGGGCUGGCGGCGCAGGAGGUCAUGAAGGCUGUGUCGGGCAAGUUCAUGCCCAUCACCCAGUGGCUCUACUUCGAUGCCCUCGAGUGCCUGCCUGAGGAGGGCAAGGAGGCGCUGCUGACCGAGGAGCAGUGCCAGCCUCGCCAGAGCCGCUACGACGGGCAGAUCGCCGUCUUCGGUGCCCAGCUGCAGGCCAAGCUGGGAGACCAGAAGUACUUUGUGGUGGGGGCUGGGGCCAUCGGCUGCGAGCUGCUGAAGAACUUCGCCAUGAUGGGGCUGGGCUGCGGCCCCCAGGGCUGCGUCACCGUCACCGACAUGGACACCAUCGAGAAGUCCAACCUCAACCGGCAGUUCCUCUUCCGGCCCUGGGACGUCACCAAGCUGAAGUCGGAGCGGGCGGCGGCGGCGGUCAGCGCCAUGAACCCCUCGCUGAAGGUGCAGAGCAGGGCGGAGCGGGUGGGGCCGGACACCGAGCGGGUCUACGACGACGACUUCUUCGAGGCGCUGGACGGCGUCGCCAACGCCCUGGACAACGUCGACGCCAGGCUGUACAUGGACCGGCGCUGCGUCUACUACCGGAAGCCUCUGCUGGAGAGCGGCACCCUGGGCACCAAGGGCAACGUGCAGGUGGUGAUCCCCUUCCUGAGCGAGGCCUACAGCUCCAGCCAGGACCCCCCUGAGAAGGCCAUCCCCAUCUGCACCCUCAAGAACUUCCCCAACGCCAUCGAGCACACCCUGCAGUGGGCACGAGACGAGUUCGAAGGCCUCUUCAAGCAGCCUGCAGAGAACGUCAACCAGUACCUGACGGACCCCAAGUUCGUGGAGCGGACGCUGCGGCUGGCUGGCACCCAGCCCCUGGAGGUGCUGGAGGCCGUGCAGCGCAGCCUGGGCACGGAGCGCCCGCGGGGCUGGCACGACUGCGUGGCCUGGGCCUGCCGGCACUGGCACCGCCAGUACAGCAACAACAUCCGGCAGCUGCUGCACAACUUCCCCCCGGGCCAGAAAACCAACUCUGGGACCUACUUCUGGUCGGGGCCCAAGCGCUGCCCUCACCCCCUGGUGUUCGACCCUGACAACCCUCUGCACCUGGACUACGUGGUGGCCGCCGCCAACCUGUACGCCCAGAGCUAUGGCAUCGCGGGCAGCAGGGACCGCGGCGCCGUGGCACAGCUGCUGCGCCAGGUCCGGGUGCCAGCCUUCACCCCCCGCGCAGGCGUCCGCAUCCACGUCUCCGACCAGGAGCUGCAGAGCGCCAGCAGUGCCCUGGACGAUGGGCGCCUGGAGGAGCUGAAGGCUUCGCUGCCCAGCCCCGAGGAGCUGCCAGGCUUCCGCAUGUUCCCCAUCGAGUUCGAGAAGGACGAUGACUCCAACUUCCACAUGGAUUUCAUUGUGGCUGCCUCCAACCUGCGGGCGGAGAACUACGACAUCCCCCCCGCAGACCGCCACAAGAGCAAGCUGAUCGCCGGCAAGAUCAUCCCUGCCAUCGCCACCACCACGGCCGCCGUGGUGGGCCUGGCCUGCCUGGAGCUCUACAAGCUGGUGCAGGGGCACCGCCGCCUGGCAUCCUACCGCAACUCCUUCCUCAACCUGGCGCUGCCCUUCGUCGCCUGCUCGGAGCCCCUCGCCUGCCCCCGCAACAAGUACUACGACGUGGAGUGGACGCUUUGGGAUCGCUUCGAGGUGCAGGGGGUGCAGCCGGAUGGGCAGGAGAUGACCCUCAGGCAGUUCCUGGCAUACUUCAAGAAGGAGCACCGUCUGGAGAUCACGAUGCUGUCCCAGGGCGUCUCCAUGCUCUACUCCUUCUUCAUGCCAGCUGCCAAGCUGCGCGAGCGCCACGACCAACCGAUGACGGAGAUCGUGGCGCGGGUGUCCAAGAAGAGGGUCGGGCGCCAGGUCAAGGCCUUGGUGUUUGAGCUGUGCUGCAACGACGACAGCGACGCCGACAUCGAGGUGCCCUACGUGCGCUACGCCCUGCGCUAGGCUGGCCCCGGGCCUGGCCCCGCCCCGGCCCCGCCCCCGGCCCCGCCCCUGCCGCCCAGCGUGGU